Messenger RNA from Mercurialis annua (annual mercury), 637 nucleotides. Its product is annotated as 60S acidic ribosomal protein P1. Gene Ontology annotation, molecular function: structural constituent of ribosome; ribonucleoprotein complex binding; protein kinase activator activity. Bases 142 to 474 code for a protein of 110 amino acids. Gene Ontology annotation, biological process: cytoplasmic translation; translational elongation. The record is from RefSeq and is a predicted model, not a curated record. Lineage: Eukaryota; Viridiplantae; Streptophyta; Magnoliopsida; Malpighiales; Euphorbiaceae. The transcript is spliced from 4 exons. Gene Ontology annotation, cellular component: cytosolic large ribosomal subunit; ribosome.
UCCCAUCUCCGAUUUCAUUCAUAAUCAAAACCCUAGACCUAUAAAUUCAACUGCAUCAAAUUAUCUCUCACGUUAAUCUUCAUUGCUGCCCCUCCUCCUCCAUUUUCCAGAUAAUUGAAUCUUUAGAAGGGGUUUUUAACAAUGUCUAACCAAGAACUCGCUUGUACUUUGGCUGUCUUGAUCCUCCACGACGAUAAUGUCGCCAUCACUGCGGAGAAGAUUGCUACCUUAGUGAAGGAAGCCAAUGUGCCAAUUGAAUCAUACUGGCCAAGGUUGUUUGCCAAGCUGGCUGAAAAGAGAAAUGUCGACGAUCUUUUAAUGAACGUCGGUUCUGGCGGCGCUGCUGCUCCUGUUGCUGUUGGAGCUCCUGCUGGAGGUGCUGCGGCCGCGGCUGCUGCUCCUGCUGCUGAAGAGAAGAAGGAGGAGCCAAAGGAAGAAAGUGAUGACGACAUGGGCUUUAGCUUGUUCGAUUAGGUGCUUUCAAUCCUUUUUUAUCGAAUCAUUAGUGCUUUUUGGUUAUUUCUGCAAGUAGGCAAAAGAUAGGUUUCAUUUAUUGUGUUUUGAGACUAAUUGAAACAGUUGUAUGUUGAAAAGGUUAAGUUUUGAGUAAUCUGAGAUAAUUUACGCUCUUGGUAUA